CUCGUAUUUAGGGACGGGCGUGAAGAUGGGAGGAUACCAGGUUCUCCGCAUCCUACAGUCAGUCUACCGCCUCUUGCUUCAAUGACUCUCCCCACUACCAUUGCAAUCUUUCCUCCGUCCUCCUCCUCCUUGGUUUUCAAGAAGGGUCCGAAGGAGGCCAUUACUUCGGGCUUUGCCUCGAUCUUCUCGAACGUCAAUGCCCUCCUCGCGCCCCCGACGUGGACUGAGAUCCGUGCUUGUUGGGAGCUCUGCCGUCUCCAAAACGGCAUGGGUUGUGCGACGGUGUUUUUGCCAGUGGCUUGGUCUUUAGCGAUGAUUUACCACGUCUACCCUGAGCUGACGGGAAUGGAAUGCCUUACCCGGGCCAUCGUCUACUUUUUCCUCUGCAUCGGUAUCAAAUGCUUGAUCAUGACUAUCGAUGAUAUCCUCGACUAUGACAUUGAUGCGAACGUCGAUCGUACGAAGAACCGUGCUCUUCCCAGAGGUGCUAUCAGUAUCGAGCGUGCCUGGUUGUUCUUCGCUCUCCAAGUUGUGAUUGGCGUCUUUUUGGCUUUCAAGGUUCUGAGCCCCGAUGCUCUACGCAUUUCCAUGUAUGUAUGGCCGCUAUAUGUGCUAUAUCCCACUUGCAAGCGCUGGAUGUCCUUUGCCCCCAUUCCUUUGGGCUUGAUGUUCAACAUUGGUGUCUACAUGGGCUGGGCCGAUCUUACACCCGAUGGCCAAAUUCCCUAUUAUGCCCUCACAGCUGCGUACCUCGGUGCGACAUUGUGGACCGUCACAUAUGAGACGGUGUAUCAACACCAGGACAAGAUGGACGAUGUCAAGAUUGGCAUGAAGUCAUUCGCCAUCUUGUGCGGCAAAUACACCAUACCUAUCUGCUCUGUCACCACCGUCGGCUUUGCCAUUUUGAUGUCAUGGGCUGGUUAUCUGAAUGGCCAGGGUAUCGCCUACUACAUCGCCGUCGCUGCCUCGACCUUCAUCUUGCUGAAGGAACUCCUCGUGACGGACAUUGACAAGCCCAGCCAGUGCAUGAAGUUUUUCUUGCAAACGCCGACUAUUGGAAAUCUCAUUCUUGGUGGAUUGGUUGUUGAUGCUGUAGUUCACCGGGUCAUUGAAGGAGUGCCUCUCUAAACUACUUCAUAGGAUUGUAUUAUUAACUUAACAAUAUUUAUUCAUUGCUAUUGCUUGCAC
Molecule: messenger RNA, 1188 nt
Organism: Guyanagaster necrorhizus
Lineage: Eukaryota; Fungi; Basidiomycota; Agaricomycetes; Agaricales; Physalacriaceae
Product: UbiA-domain-containing protein
Exons: 5
Coding region: 82-1128 (348 amino acids)
Cellular component (GO): plasma membrane
Molecular function (GO): transferase activity, transferring alkyl or aryl (other than methyl) groups
Source: RefSeq, a predicted model, not a curated record